GGAAGAAGGCCGCGAGGGUCGGGGAGAGAGAGAGAGAGGGGGGCGAUGGAGAUUGUAUGGCAGACGCCGGCGAACCCACCGGAGCGUCAGGAUUACAUAUUUCGAAAGGGGAGACGUCUCGUCAGGCCCUACUACUUCGAAUUCAUCUCUCAUGUCAAGAAUCGAUGGGCAGGCAAAACCAUUGUUGAUUUCUUCGCCCAAGAGUUCAAAGGCAGACCUUUCGAGUACUAUGUGAGCGCUGUUCAAUGCGGGCGCAUUCAAGUUGAUGGAGAGACCGUCCCUGUUUCUUACAUUCUCGAACCCUCCCAGAAGAUUAGCCACUUCUUACACAGGCAUGAACCUCCUGUAAUGGCCUCUGACGUCACCGUGCUUGUCGAAGAGCCAGACGUUGUGACUGUCUGCAAGCCCGCCUCUGUCCCGGUUCACCCAUGCGGUCAGUAUCGCAAGAAUACCGUCAUUGGUAUACUUCAAGCUGAGCAUGGAUUGGCCCCUUUGUUUCCGGUUCAUAGAUUGGAUCGCCUUGUCUCAGGGCUCCUUAUCUUGGCCCGAAAUGCCGCAAAAGCUGAUCUUUUCAGGCAACAGAUUGAAGGUGGAAUGGUGCAGAAACAGUACAUUGCAAAGGUGGUUGGGGUAUUUCCAGAGAAAGAGCUGCUAGUUGAUGUUAGCAUAUAUUAUAAUCCUCGGGAAGGAAGAAGCACAGUCAAGGCGGGUGACUCUUGUUGUGAUCCACUUUCAAAAGGAAAGACAGCUUCCACAAAAUUUACAAGGAUUAGCAGCAAUGGGACUCACAGCAUUGUCUUGUGUGAACCAGUUACUGGACGGACUCAUCAAAUACGAGUUCACUUGCAGCACACAGGACAUCCAAUUGCCAACGACAUGCUUUACCUCUCUGAAUAUGUUGAUAAUCGCUCCGAUGUAGGAAUGAGUGCCGAUAGAGCUGCUGGCAAGUCAUCGAUUUCAGAAACAGACAAUACGUAUGUUGAUGAUUGUGAAGAGACUUGCUGCAAAAAUUUCAGCAUUGAUCCCAUGUGCACACAUUGUCCAAAUUUGGCUCCAACAGGAUAUGAGGAGCACGAAGUGGGGUUAUGGCUAUAUUGCAUAAGAUACUCUGGACCUGGAUGGAAAUAUGAGUGCCCAUAUCCAGGUUGGGCAUUUUUUAGCUAAAGGAGGAGACCGUGAGAUGGGGCUUCUUCUUGUCCUUUCUCUUUUUGAUGGUUGAUAAAGUGCUAAUCCCACCAUGAAAAAGAGUGGUUCUCCAUUCACUUGAUUCCAUUGCAUAUUAUGCAUUUGCAAUUGUUGAACGGGAAAACAUGAGUUGACAACUUCAAUUAUUGUAACCUUGAAGUGGUGUAUGUUUCCUGCGUUCUGAAUGAAGGUCUCUCUGGUUGCAUCGCGUUCCACCUUCGUAUAACUAUGUGAAAGGUGGAAUUAAGGUCUGAGGGGCUUAUUUCCAGGUGCUUGCUGCUUUUCAUCAAUUUCUAAGCUGCACUAAUUCGUAU
Molecule: messenger RNA, 1499 nt
Organism: Rhodamnia argentea
Lineage: Eukaryota; Viridiplantae; Streptophyta; Magnoliopsida; Myrtales; Myrtaceae
Product: RNA pseudouridine synthase 7
Exons: 12
Coding region: 46-1164 (372 amino acids)
Biological process (GO): pseudouridine synthesis
Molecular function (GO): RNA binding; pseudouridine synthase activity
Source: RefSeq, a predicted model, not a curated record